This is a messenger RNA of Guyanagaster necrorhizus, 633 nucleotides long. RefSeq lists its product as uncharacterized. The transcript is spliced from 6 exons. NCBI's taxonomy places the organism in Eukaryota, Fungi, Basidiomycota, Agaricomycetes, Agaricales, Physalacriaceae. The coding region runs from base 1 to 633 and encodes 210 amino acids. The record is from RefSeq and is a predicted model, not a curated record.
AUGCCAGACUUGGCAGGAAAAGUCGUUAUCGUAACCGGUGGCUCGUCGGGGAUAGGAAAAGAGAUUGUCAAGUAUAUCUUGCCGCUAGGAAUCAGAAAAGACGGCAAACGUUAUCAACUGGCGGAGGCCACUGGAAGAACAGCCAUUUUCUUGGACCUGGAUCUUGGAGACCUGAAAUCUGUCAAGGCUGCUGCUGAGAAGUUCCUUUCGUAUGAACGAGAAGAGUCGAUAUCUUAUUCAAUAAUGGGUAGGACUAUGAUUGACGCGCUGGCUAUCGUCUGCUCAUCAGUAUCGCGUGCUACGAUUAUCAUUUUGGCGUUAAUGUCCUCGGUGCCGCUGCCAGCAUUACUUUCAACAAAAGGCAUGGCCCGGGUAGUCACCGCCUCGUCUUCGGCUAUUUAUGCGCCUAUAGGGAGCAAGAUCCUGUUUGAAACGCAAGUCCCCAUCGUAUCUGUACUUUCAAAGCAAAGUGUGGUUCUUGCUCAUAUGACCCGCAAGUGGGGUGCAUGGACGUCGUUAUGGGCUGGCACGAGCCCAGAAUACGAAGAUGCGAACGGGAAAGAGGGUGCGAUGACCAAGCUAACUCGAGGUCCGGAAUUCAGAGAUUAUGGACGUGGAUGGAAGAACAGGUAA